ACUCCAGCCAGUCGCGCGUCAAACGUCGAGCGUAUCGCACGUCUGUCGCGACAUACCACGCAACUUACCAGCCAUGUGGUGAAGUGAAACUGUCAAACGUGAUACACUUUCGCAUACCGGUGUUGUUUCAGUGAACGCUGUCUAACUUUACAAUUUGACUUGUGGUGAUUUAUGUGUUCCUAGUGCCACUGUUUUGGAAAAUUGGAUUAUACGAACGAAUAAUGGCCUUAGCCAGGUAUAAUCAGCAAACCACGCGCGCUUCUUGGUUAAAGCUCGGCUCGGGCAGCGAGUGUGGCGGCGGAGGGUCGGGCGGCGGCGCGCCCGCUCCUCAGUCGGCGCGCGUGUCCUCCAACGGCGCCGGCGGGAUGGCGGUGAGCCGCGUGCCCAGCCCGCUGCACGACGGGAACACGCCCGUCGCGGAAAACUGGUGCUUCACACAAGUCAAAGUGGUCAAAUUCAGUUACAUGUGGACAAUAAAUAAUUUUAGUUUUUGUAGAGAAGAGAUGGGUGAAGUGUUAAAAUCAUCGACUUUCUCAGCCGGUGCAAGUGAUAAGUUAAAAUGGUGUCUUCGUGUUAACCCCAAAGGACUCGAUGAAGAGAGCAAAGACUAUUUAUCGUUAUAUCUAUUAUUAGUGUCGUGUAAUAAAUCAGAAGUCAGGGCAAAGUUUAAAUUCUCAAUAUUAAACGCAAAGAGAGAAGAAACUAAAGCCAUGGAGUCACAGCGGGCGUACAGAUUCGUCCAAGGAAAAGAUUGGGGAUUCAAAAAAUUUAUCAGAAGAGAUUUCCUAUUAGACGAAGCGAAUGGCCUCCUGCCCGAAGACAAAUUAACGAUAUUUUGCGAAGUGUCAGUGGUUGCGGACAGCAUCAAUAUUAGUGGGCAAAGUAAUGUCAUGCAGUUCAAAGUACCAGAAUGCCGGUUGUCCGACGAUCUAGGAGCCCUGUUCGACAACGAAAGGUUCUCGGACGUCACGUUAGCGGUCGGAGGGAGGGAAUUCCAGGCGCAUAAAGCUAUAUUAGCAGCGCGGAGUCCUGUUUUUGCAGCCAUGUUUGAACACGAAAUGGAGGAGAGGAAAAGAAAUAGAGUAGACAUCACAGACGUGGACCAUGAGGUUUUAAGAGAAAUGCUACGGUUCAUAUACACGGGGCGAGCGCCUAACCUCGACAAAAUGGCAGACGACUUGCUAGCAGCCGCUGAUAAGUAUGCGCUGGACAGAUUAAAAGUGAUGUGUGAAGAGGCGCUCUGCUUGAGUCUGUCGGUGGAGACCGCCGCCGACACCCUCAUCCUCGCCGACCUGCACAGCGCCGACCAGCUCAAGGCGCAGACAAUCGAUUUUAUUAAUACGAGCCACGCGACGGACGUGAUGGACACGGCGGGCUGGAAGAACAUGAUCCAGUCGCACCCGCACCUGAUCGCGGAGGCGUUCCGCGCGCUGGCGACGCAGCAGCAGCAGAUCCCGCCCAUCGGGCCGCCGCGCAAGCGCGCCAAGCAGCUCUAGCGGCCGGCGCGCUCCGAGGGUUACACCUGCCCUGAACUAUCGAAGGGCUGAAGAACGGAGCAAGUAUUUCAUAGAAAACGCCGCCCGGCUGUAUGCUUGCAUCCCUUUCUGUUAUCACCGUCCGCCCGACGAGACACUAUAGAAGUUAUUGCGAUCGUGUUAAGUGUAUUAAAUCGGAGCGUGUGUAUCGUCGAAGCCUCGUCGGCCCUCAUUUUCCUCGAAGAACAUCGUGAAGGUCUUCCGAAUAAAAGGCGGUGGAUGUUUCGUUCUGACGAGCCCCGUUAUUUACACAUAAACCAUACCAAAGACGACUCUCUCCUGCGCUCAAUAAAUCCAUGCGAUGACCGAAUGUUUCAGCUUUUAUCACGUGAAUUAAAUAUUACCUAUACGAUCUGCUGAGAAACUGAUAAAAUUGACACUCGUUGAUAUGAUUCGGUCCGACCUGGUCAUAAUUUAUAAAUUUCAGCGGCCAAUGCAGAUAUAUAUUAAAAUAUUGUAAAUUGUCCAUUAAGACAGUUUCGUAGUUUCUUACGUAUCUAGCGGAUUUGAAUGCGCCAAUGGAUAAUUUUAUAUUUACAAAUAUAUACAAGUGUAAAUGUAAACCUGAUGCCUGAAGAAACCGCUCAAUAACGGGCAUAUUUUGUUUAUAAUCCACCGGUUUAUAUGAGUAAAGCGCAGAUAGAAUAGUCCUGAGCGAAUUUAGUGAAUUGAUCCCACGAGUGAUGGGACAAGGAGCGAAUUCCCGCAAGGUCCCUCUCGCCCGUUAUUUUUAUUCUACGACAAGGCUGCAAACUGUAAUAUUAUUAUUAGAAUUUACACAGUGUACCAUAUACAGUGAGAUUCGGAGUGAGUGGCCGGUGGAUGUGUUAUAAUUAGUUGCGGAUCUCACGAUCCGACCUUUCGUUUACUAUGAUUGAUCUCAACACGAUAUUCGAUCCUAAUGUUUUAAUUUCUUUUGCGGUUUAGUGUACCGCUUUUAUUAGUGUAUGUUAUUGAAGAGAUAUGGACGCUGUCUGCGCGUUAAGUAGUGUUGGAUGUAGGCUUUGAGUAAUUUUAUGUAUGUCGUUUCUGUAAACAUCUCUUGCAGUUAUGUUAUUGUAAAUUAUUACUAUGUAUUAAAAAAAGCUCAUGUGGAACAAUUUAUCCAUGUCAUUAAUAUCUAUGAUUGUCAUUCAUUAAUUAACUUAAUGGCGUAACUCUUAAAAUACAAUGCCAUACAGUAUAAUGUAAAAAAGUCAUAAUUAUUUGAACUAUAUAUGCCCUGUGCAAGUUUUACAUUGAAAUAAUCUUGGUGUUUCAUAUUAUCCCAUAGAAAUUGAUUGGUUACAUAUAAAUGAUUCUUAGAAGUUUAAAGGUAGCACUUUUGAGAAUUUCGAACUAGUUACGGUAAGCGAAUGCAAUAAAUCUGUGUAAAGUAUUGUGGCGCGAUUUUAUAUACAUUGUUACUUAUAUAUUGUCCGAAAAAAUUAUUGCCAGAAUGUCAUGUUCCCAAUUUUUUCAUUAACCAUCUUAUUCUUAGAACCUUUGAAAGCAAGCUCGAACAAGCGAGCGAAAUUACUAUUUUGCCUGCAUUCAGUUGGUAUUGUUAUGUAACUGCAUUCAGCUGGUAUUGUUAUGUAACAGUGUAUACAAAUUCACGUCACAUUUAGAAGAUGUAGGUGACUCGAGUGAUUGUAAGAAGUAAAUUGAAAUUGUUGGUAUUUUAUAUAGAUGAGCUACGAUCCCACCAUUAAAAUAUGUCUAAGUACUAAAUCAUAAGAGGUAUCACAAGUGGCGCCAUGGAUAUUUUUAUUUUAUUUGGGUACCUAGUCUCGUAAUAUUUAACGCCUUACUCUUGUUUUUCGAUGGCUGUUCAAUUAGAUCAACAUUGAAACGUUAAACGUUAUGGUACUAAGAGCCUCGAUUCCAAUGGCAUAUUGUGAUUUUUUCCUUCAAAUUUCCAUAGGUUUAAACACACAUGCUUUUGUUUUGUUUUCAUAUGUAGAUAACCUGAAUAAUUUGAAAUUUAAAUGUAUUGUUGUCGUUAGUUUGCUUCAUCAAAUUGUAUAUUAUUGCGUGUGACGUCACAACGACGUAUAAGUGGCCCUUCAUAUUGCUCACUAAAAAAUUGUAUUUAAUUCCAAAUUAUAUCGCUUCACCAUAACAAUUAGAUGCAUGGCUUUCGUUGGUAGAUAUAGUAUAAUAUACUAUUUAUCGAAGCCAAAUGCAACCCAUGUGUAAAAGUGUUGUGGAGGAGUUAAACAUCAAUGAAUUUUUAAUUUUAUUUCAUUAGAUUAUUAUUUUUCACGUCUUAUUAUUACCUACUUUAUAUUAUUGAUUUUCUUUUAAUAUUUUUCUUAUUUGUCAUGAUUGUGAAUGAUGAAGUACCAUUCUUUUAUAGGGUCUGUAAAAAUUCCCAAUAUUGAAUUAAUGUACUGUGGCCAAUAAAUUAUAAUAUUUAAUACCAUUUUAUACCCACUUCCCAUUUACAUAGCAGACAGAUGUUUUUGUGUAAUUAUAAUGUAGUUACAAAAAAAUUGUCAAAAUAACUGUGAUUUUCAAAAUUGUCAGUAAGUUGAGCAAAUAAAUGAAAUGAUGUAAAAUGA
Molecule: messenger RNA, 4081 nt
Organism: Plodia interpunctella (Indianmeal moth)
Lineage: Eukaryota; Metazoa; Arthropoda; Insecta; Lepidoptera; Pyralidae
Gene: rdx
Product: roadkill
Exons: 8
Coding region: 222-1496 (424 amino acids)
Biological process (GO): proteasome-mediated ubiquitin-dependent protein catabolic process; regulation of proteolysis
Cellular component (GO): cytoplasm; nucleus
Molecular function (GO): ubiquitin protein ligase binding
Source: RefSeq, a predicted model, not a curated record